UCCAUCCCUUCCCCGCGGCAUCGCCGCCCUACAGCCCCCACGCUGUGGCGGCCGCCCGAGACACGUGUGCCCGCGCCCGGCGGGCGUGCGGGGGAGCGCGGCCACGCCUGGCCCGGCCACCAUUUCUCCGGCGCCCACCCGGUCGAGUGCGGAGCCUGAAGCAUGAGCGGGGACUCGGAGCGCGCGGUGGCCCCGGGGGUGGUGCCUGCGCCCUGUGCCUCGAAGGUGGAGCUGCGGCUGAGCUGCCGGCACCUGCUGGACCGGGACCCACUGACCAAGUCCGACCCAAGCGUGGUGCUGCUGCAGCAGGCACAGGGCCAGUGGCUACAGGUGGACAGGACUGAGGUGGUGAAAAGCAGCCUGCACCCUGUGUUCUCCAAGGUCUUCACGAUUGACUAUUACUUUGAGGAGGUGCAGAAGCUCCGGUUUGAGGUGUAUGACACCCACGGACCCAGCGGGCUGAGCUGCCAGGAUGACGACUUCCUAGGGGCCAUGGAGUGUACCUUGGGUCAAACAGAGUUUCACUGUGUCUGUCCUGGAACUCACUCUGUAGACCAGGCUGGCCUUGAACUGGGAUCAAAGAUUGUGGCCCAGAAGAAAAUGACACGCCCAUUGCUGUUGAGAUUCGGCAGGAACGCUGGCAAAUCCACCAUCACGGUGAUAGCAGAGGACAUCUCUGGGAACAAUGGCUACGUGGAGCUCUCCUUCCAGGCCAGGAAGCUGGACGACAAGGACCUCUUCAGCAAGUCGGACCCCUUCCUAGAGCUGUAUCGGAUCAAUGACGACAGCAGUGAGCAGCUGGUGUACAGGACCGAGGUAGUGAAGAAUAACCUUAAUCCAGUGUGGGAACCCUUCAAGGUGUCACUGAAUUCACUCUGCAGCUGCGAAGAGACACGCCCUCUGAAGUGCCUGGUCUGGGACUAUGACUCCAGAGGAAAGCAUGACUUCAUCGGCGAGUUCACCACCACCUUUGCAGAGAUGCAGAAGGCCUUUGAGGAGGAGCAGGCCCAGUGGGACUGUGUGAAUGCCAAGUACAAACAGAAGAAGCGCAAUUACAAGAAUUCUGGAGUGGUGAUCCUGGCAGACCUGAAGCUCCACAGGGUCCACUCCUUCCUGGACUACAUCAUGGGUGGCUGCCAGAUCCACUGCACGGUAGCCAUCGACUUCACAGCCUCCAACGGUGACCCGAGGAACAGCUGCUCCCUCCACCACAUCAACCCUUACCAGCCCAACGAGUACCUGAGGGCACUGGUGGCGGUGGGCGAGGUCUGCCAGGAUUACGACAGUGACAAGCGAUUUUCCGCUUUGGGAUUUGGAGCCCGGAUCCCUCCCAAAUACGAGGUGUCCCAUGACUUUGCCAUCAAUUUCAACCCUGAGGAUGAUGAGUGUGAAGGAAUCCAGGGCGUGGUGGAGGCCUACCAGAACUGCCUGCCCAAGGUCCAGCUCUACGGCCCCACCAAUGUGGCGCCCAUCAUCUCCAAGGUGGCCCGCAUGGCAGCAGCCGAGGAGCACUCAGGAGAGGCUUCUCAAUACUACAUCCUGCUCAUCCUCACCGACGGUGUGGUAACGGACAUGGCGGACACCCGAGAGGCCAUUGUUCGGGCCUCCCACCUGCCCAUGUCGGUCAUCAUCGUUGGGGUAGGCAAUGCCGACUUCACGGACAUGCAAAUCCUGGAUGGGGAUGACGGGGUCCUGCGCUCCCCUCGGGGCGAGCCUGCGCUUCGGGACAUUGUCCAGUUUGUGCCCUUCCGGGAGCUCAAGAACGCGUCCCCUGCUGCGCUCGCCAAGUGCGUGUUGGCCGAGGUGCCAAAGCAGGUGGUUGAGUACUACAGCCACAAGGACCUGCCUCCUCGGAGCCUGGGCGGGCAGCCUGGAGAGGCUGGUCCCAGCUCAGCACCAUGAGCGGGCGAAGGGCUCUGAGCAGCAUGCCCACCUACAACGUCUCCCGAGCCCCAGAGAUCCCGCCGAAGCUUCUGACCCAGCCCAGGCCCCAGCCCUGCUCCUGUGAUCUCCUGGCCUGGAUCAGCGGCCUGCUCCCCAUCAUCAAGAAAUCCAGGCCUUGUGGAGAGACAGAAAUCAGCAGCUCCCCCGUGCCUGGGCCUCCUGGCACCCAACGGGCACAGAGCAGGUUUGCUGAGAGACCUGGAGGGAUGCUGGCAGCCCAGCUAUUGAAGGGUGGUGGUGGAACCAGAGAAUUUUGUCCUUGGCUCCUGUGGGGGAGGGGCAGCACCCCAACCCUUGAGGACACCCAGGAUUAGGCACUUUGUCCCCAGAGGUUUCUCUUUCCUGUCUGGUGUCACUCCAACCUGUGCCAUAUCUGAGACCCUGUGUGUGGCCUUUGGGGUCUGUGGGAGGUGGCAUUGGGUAUAAUAAAGUAUCCCCACAUCCUCAGA
This is a messenger RNA of Meriones unguiculatus (Mongolian gerbil), 2393 nucleotides long. RefSeq names its product copine 7 (gene Cpne7). Gene Ontology annotation, biological process: cellular response to calcium ion. NCBI's taxonomy places the organism in Eukaryota, Metazoa, Chordata, Mammalia, Rodentia, Muridae. Gene Ontology annotation, cellular component: plasma membrane. The record is from RefSeq and is a predicted model, not a curated record. Bases 163 to 1902 code for a protein of 579 amino acids. Gene Ontology annotation, molecular function: calcium-dependent phospholipid binding. The transcript is spliced from 16 exons.